AUGACAACAUCUUUGAUAUCCAAUUUCAAAUCAAAUAGUUCCAAUAUAAUAACAACAACAUCAAUUGGUGGUGAUGAUCGUUUCAAUAAUGAACAAGAAGGUUCAGUGAGAACGAACAACAAUUCUCAUCACUAUAAACCUAAUUCUCCCAUCCGAAUUUCCGUCCCUCAUAAAGAUGAAGAUGAUAAUAACAACACUUUUAAUGCAGCAACAACACCAACUAUGGAAGCAAUAGAUGAUGAAUUUCUCUCAUCAUCCUCUUCCCCACAAACAACGAGUACAUCUUCACCUUCCUUAACUCCUCCUUCACUUCUUCAAGACAAAUUUGACACUGUGGCCACUCAACAACAAUUAAAGAAGGAUAGAAGAUCAGGCACCAUCAAUAGCAUAAGAAAUAAUAUGAAUUUCUCAUCACCAAUGAGUGCCUCAAUAAUGAAAAGUAAGAAUUUCCGAAAAUUAGACCAUCAAACAAGUAAUGGCAAUAUUGUGGUGAAGAGAAUGCCAAACCAGGAAGAGAUGGCCCCCGAAUCGCCAUCCUCUUCUAUUAAGGCCAAAUACUCUUCAAAUAGUCCAACUAAUAAUUCUUCAUCUACCACCACCAAUAACAAUUCAGUUCCUCCAUCUCCUUCAUCUUCCACAGCAGGGAGUGCUAAUUCAUCAGCAGCGAUCAAAGACGAAGUAGAUUUACAACAAGUGAAACAACAACAAAGUUGCCACUCAACAGUCGGGUCCUAUCUGGCCAUCAUGCCAAUUAUAUUUGGAGCAAUAGCAUCAUGGGAUAUAGGACCGUUAUUCUUCGUUAUAGUACUAGUUGUGGAACAUUUUAUACAUAUGGGCGUGAACAUUAUAUUAGAUAAGGUUACAACCUUACAUGCCUUUUCCAUGAUUAACUUAUCGAGAAUAUCUCUUGCUGAUUUUGUACAAAUUGCAAUGCAAAUCAAGUAUGGACCAUUAAGUCCUAUGCAUAUCAUUACAACAUUUAAGAUUUUUGUAGUGUCCAUGUCGUUUUAUUACAAGUCUAGUUAUAUAUUAUUUGGAUGUGGGCAAUUGAUUGCUUUCACCACCAUUUCCUUACUUACUUCUUUUUACAUGUGGUACGAUUUACUGAGUGAGAAGGAAAGAGCAGACUUUUAUGUUAAAGUGUUGGAAGUGUUUGUAAUUCAGAAUACAGUAUUAAUCGGAUCUUUCUUCUUCUCCAAACACUUGACAGAGAAAAAUAAUCAGUACACUAGUCAUCAAGUAGAAAUUGCAAAGGAAAGAGUUUCAAAUUAUGAAAAGACGAGAUUUAUUGCAUCACUAUCUCAUGAAUUGAGAAAUCCACUUCAUGCCAUUAUUGGUUCCGUAGAAUUAAUUAAGAAUAUUUAUAAGAGUGAAGAUUGUUCAGAGAGUUGUAAACAUUGCAUGGUUUCAAACGCUUCCUUCUCAGAAAUGAUUAAUGAUGUUCAUGAAAAUGCGGCACUCUUAUUACACAUCCUAUCCUCUUCUCUUCAAAUGAGUUCAAUGGAAAUUGGAAAUAUCAAACUGAAGGUGGAACAAUUUAAUGUCAUGUGUUUGAUAGAAUCCAUAACUUGUGUAUUUUCUCCAUUAGCAAUUGAAAAGAAGAAUACUUUACAUUCAUUCUUUGAUGUUUCCAAAGUACCAAUGUUUUUAAUGGGAGAUUCUGUGAGGAUCAGUCAAAUUGUAAUGAAUUUGGUUUCAAAUUCGAUCAAGUAUACUAAGGGAGGUCAAGUCCUGCUCAAAUGUAAAAAGGCAAAGGAUGAGGAAUUGAAACUACACUUCCAAGAAGAGGAAAUUAAGAAGAAUUGCUUCUAUCUCAAGAUUGAAUGUCAAGAUAAUGGAUGUGGUAUCUCAGAGUCUCAAAUUGGAAGUUUAUUCAAACCAUUCCACAUUAUAGAAAAACAAGAAAAGACCCAAGGAUUCGAGCACUACUUUAAACAAUCAGAAUUUACAAAAUUGAACAAUGGAGGAAGUAGUCUCAUCAAUACCAAUAGAAAUGGACUUGGAUUGAAUAUUACUAAGCAAAUUAUUGAGAAAAUGGAAGGAAAGAUUAUUGUCAACUCAAGAGUAGGAGAAGGAACAACAAUGAACGUCUAUAUCCCUCUCGAAGAAAUGGACAAACAAGAGCAAGUUACAGAUUCUGAAGGCUCUUCUUCCUCAACUCACAUUAAUUUGAAUCCAGAAAAUUUAUUGGACGUUCUAAGUGAAGAUCAAUCACAAGAUUUGAGUAUUAUCAUUAUUGAUGAGGAUCCAGUUUUUAGACAAGUACUGUCUUCCUAUUUGAACUUGUUCAAACGAGUUGUGCUUAUUCAAGAUUUUGAAACUCAUGCAGAUUUUGUUCAAGAAUCUGAAAAUAUUCUCCAUGUUGCAGAUCAUUCCUGUAAAUAUAUGAUUUUCUGCCCAGAAUCGUUCUGUACUCAAAUUCAAGGCACUAGAUUUGUGGAACAAUUGAAUUGCAUGAUAAUUCCUUCAAUAUUCAGAGGAGAAACAAGACAUCAUCAAACUUUCUCAUACCUGACCAAACCGAUCAAGUUUGUUGAUUUGGCUGAUUUGGUGUUGAAAGAGAAACCGCACAAUGCACAUUGCAAGAAAGCCAGUUGUACCCCAAGACAAUCAAUUGUUGAAGUAGGCAGCAUGCCAACAUUCUUGGGAGUAGAAACAGCCUCUCCAACAAGUGAAAGAUCAGAAUCUCACCACCCAUCCAGUCCUAUUCGACCUGACAUUAGUAAGAAAUCAAUAUUUGUUGUAGAUGAUAAUGCAGUUAAUAGGAAAAUCCUCACCAAAAUGCUAAGAGUUAUUGGAUUUAAAGAUAUUGAUGUAGCCUGUGAUGGAAUGGAAUGUUUCAACAUGUACAAACGAAAGAAGUACGACAUUAUCUUGUUGGAUUGUUUCAUGCCAAUUCUUUCAGGUAAGGAAGCAUGUGAAAUGAUUCGUAAAGCAGAGAAACAAAACGAAACUGAAAAACAAACACCAAUUUUAGCCAUUACAGCCAAUACUUGGGAAAGUGUUGAUACUCUAGUGGGUCAUGGUUUUGACUCUGUCAUUUACAAACCAAUCCUAUUAGAUUCCCUCAAGAAGGAAGUUUUCAACAUGCUAAGAAUUUGA
Molecule: messenger RNA, 3102 nt
Organism: Naegleria gruberi
Lineage: Eukaryota; Heterolobosea; Eutetramitea; Acrasida; Naegleriidae
Exons: 1
Coding region: 1-3102 (1033 amino acids)
Biological process (GO): phosphorelay signal transduction system; phosphorylation
Molecular function (GO): phosphorelay sensor kinase activity
Source: RefSeq, a predicted model, not a curated record